Messenger RNA from Manihot esculenta (cassava), 2910 nucleotides. RefSeq names its product probable linoleate 9S-lipoxygenase 5. Lineage: Eukaryota; Viridiplantae; Streptophyta; Magnoliopsida; Malpighiales; Euphorbiaceae. The transcript has 9 exons. The record is from RefSeq and is a predicted model, not a curated record. Bases 151 to 2769 code for a protein of 872 amino acids. Gene Ontology annotation, molecular function: metal ion binding; protein binding; oxidoreductase activity, acting on single donors with incorporation of molecular oxygen, incorporation of two atoms of oxygen. Gene Ontology annotation, biological process: lipid oxidation.
AAGCUGCUACGGCUCUAGCUUAAUCCAUGUUUUUCUAUUUUCUCUAUAAAUACGAAGCCAUAAGCCUUUUUUCACAUCUAUCAAAACACACAGUCAUACCCACCUCUCUCCUGUUAUCAGAUUCGUUGUUUAGCUCCAGAAGCAAGGGAUAUGUUUCAGAACAUAGUGGAUGCCAUUACUGGUGACGAUAAUGGCAAAAAGAAGACUAAGUGCGCAAGUGGAGAGUGCAAGAAGAUCAAAGGUACUGUCGUUUUGAUGAAAAAGAAUGUUUUAGACUUCAAUGACUUCCAUGCUUCUGUUCUUGAUCGUGUUCAUGAGUUGUUUGGCCAUGGAGUUUCUCUGCAACUCGUUAGUUCUGUCAACUGCAGUGACUCAGCAGAAAAUGGUCUUCAGGGGAAAGUAGGAGAGCCUGCAUAUUUGGAAGAUUGGAUUACUACAAUCGCUCCCUUAACGCCAGGAGACUCAGCAUUCAAAGUCGCCUUUGAUUGGGAUGAUGAGAUUGCACUUCCAGGAGCAUUCAUCAUAAAAAACAAUCAUCACAGUGAAUUUUACCUGAAAACUCUCACUCUUGAAGACGUUCCUGGGCAAGGUCGAAUCCAUUUCAUCUGCAACUCAUGGGUUUACCCUGCCAAGCUUUAUAAGAAAGAUCGCAUUUUCUUUGCAAACAAGACAUAUUUGCCACAUGAGACACCGAUUCCGCUGCGUAAGUACAGGGAGGAAGAAUUGGUGAACUUGAGAGGAGAUGGAAAAGGAGAGCUCCAAGAAUGGGAUCGUGUCUAUGACUAUGCCUACUACAAUGAUUUGGGAGAUCCUGAUAAGGGACCAAAGUAUGUCCGUCCAAUCCUUGGAGGGUCUGCCGAGUAUCCUUAUCCUCGCAGGGGAAGAACUGGCAGACCACCAGCUGAAUCAGAUCCCAACUAUGAAAGCAGGCUGCCAAUUCUCAUGAGUUUGAACAUUUAUGUUCCAAGAGAUGAACGAUUUGGCCACUUGAAGAUGGCCGACUUCCUUGCUUAUGCACUGAAAUCUAUUGUCCAGUUUGUUAAACCUGAACUAGAGGCUCUAUUUGACAGCACCCCCAAUGAUUUUGACUCUUUUGAUGAUGUGUUAAAGCUCUAUGAGGGAGGGAUUGAGUUGCCUGAUGGCCCCCUACUAGAUAACAUAAGGAAAAACAUUCCACAGGAGAUGCUUAAGGAAAUUUUCCGAACAGAUGGCGAGCAGCUUUUCAAAUUUCCAACACCUCAAGUAAUCAAAGAGAGCAAGACUGCUUGGAGGACUGAUGAAGAAUUUGGCAGAGAAAUGCUGGCCGGUGUAAACCCUGUCAUCAUUCGUUGUCUCGAGGAAUUCCCUCCAGAAAGCAAUCUAGACAGCAAAUUUUAUGGUGAUCAAAACAGUAAAAUAAGUGAAGAACAUAUAAAGAAUAGACUAGAUGGACUGACCAUAGAUGAGGCAAUCAAGAACAAGAAGCUAUACAUAUUAGAUCACCAUGAUACAGUCAUGCCAUACCUGAGGCGGAUAAAUGCUACUUCCACAAAGACAUAUGCAACCAGGACCCUACUUUUCUUGAAAGAUGAUGGUACUCUUAAGCCUCUUGCGAUCGAAUUAAGCUUGCCUCAUCCUGAGGGAGAUAAACUCGGUGCCAUUAGCAAAGUAUGCACACCAGCUGAGCAUGGCAUUGAAGGUUCCAUAUGGCAACUGGCUAAAGCAUAUGUGGCUGUAAUUGAUUCUGGCAUUCACCAGCUUAUCAGCCACUGGUUGCACACCCAUGCAGCGAUCGAGCCAUUUGUGAUUGCAACAAAUAGGCAUCUAAGUGUGCUUCAUCCAAUAUACAAACUUCUGCAACCUCACUUCCGGGACACAAUGAACAUAAAUGCAGUGGCUAGACAAACACUAAUUAAUGCUGGUGGAUUGUUGGAGUUUACAGUAUUUCCGGCAAAGUAUGCCAUGGAAAUGACAUCCAUGGCUUACAAAAGCUGGAAUUUCACUGAGCAAGCACUCCCUCAGGAUCUAAUUAAGAGAGGAGUGGCAGUUGAAGAUCCUAAUUCCAAACAUGGUCUCCGUCUACUGGUAAAAGACUAUCCCUAUGCCGUUGAUGGGCUUGAGAUAUGGUCAGCAAUUAGAGAAUGGGUGAAAGACUAUUGCUCCUUUUACUACGAGACAGAUGACAUGGUCAUAAAGGAUCCUGAACUCCAAUCAUGGUGGAAGGAACUCCGUGAGGUAGGCCACGGCGACAAGAAAGAUGAGCCCUGGUGGCCUAAAAUGCAGAACAGGGAAGAGCUGACAGAAUCAUGCACCAUAAUAAUAUGGCUGGCAUCUGCUUUCCAUGCUGCAAUCAACUUUGGUCAAUACCCUUAUGGAGGCUACCUCCCCAAUCGUCCAAGCAUAAGCCGCAGGUUCAUGCCUGAAAUAGGCACUCCUGAAUUUGAGGAGCUUAAAACAAACCCCGAUAAGGCUUUCUUUAAAACAAUCACUGCCCAGUUGCAGACUGUUAUUGGCAUUUCCCUUAUAGAAAUUUUGUCAAGGCAUUCAUCAGAUGAAGUGUAUCUUGGGCAGAGAGACACGCCUGAAUGGACAACAGAUGACAAACCAUUAGAGGCGUUCAAGGAAUUUGGAAAGAAGCUGGAAAAAAUUGAGGAGAGGAUUCUAGAGAUGAACAAAGAUGGGGAAUUGAAGAACCGUGUUGGACCAGUUAUGAUGCCAUACACCUUGUUAGUUCCUAACAGCGACGUUGGACUUACUGGCAGGGGAAUUCCCAAUAGCGUUUCGAUCUAGUUCCUCUUUAUACAUAGGAAAUUUUCUGUUCUUGUUUAAUAUCAAUGCACCGUUGUGCUGAAAGCUUCAAUAUUUUCAACUCUCAAGCACCUGCAAUGUUGCACGCUGAAGGAAAUAAAAUCCAUAGAUGUAUAUGCAAUA